CAUCUUGGAAUGAAAACGAGGCCAAUGACGCAAGAACGCUCGGCGCGCAAUUCAAAAUGGCGGCGGCUUCUAGUAUGUCGAAUUUCGCGGGACGACAUGAUCACUGUUGUGUACCUCACUGUACCAACGAUGCGCGGUACGAUACAGACAAGAGGCUGUCGUUCCACUCCUUUCCGUCCGAUCCCGUCGUCAGAAGACAAUGGAUCCAUGCGAUCAGGCGUGAUGUUGGACACAAUUUUAAGAUUACCAUUUCAACGAAGGUGUGCUCAGCACACUUUGACGGCGCUGAGCUGAAGAGAACCCUUGUUGGGAAGAGAGUGCUGAGGAAAGGGUCUGUUCCAAGUAUCUUUUCAUGGACAGACAAGUGCAAGAGUGCCAGGAAACCCCCUAAAAUGAGGAGCAGCUCUGAUUUGGAGAAGGCAGAGUCUGAUGAGGUUCAGAAGAGUGACUCCAAUAUGGAGGUGUGUGACACUGGAACUGCUGUAGACCACGACUAUGCACAAGGCCCCAGCAAACCAUCACUGGAGGAACAGCUAGCAGUAGCCAUGGAACACAUAAAAAAACUAGAACUGCAGAACAAUCAGCUUAAGUGUCUUACAUUUAAUGCUCAGCGUUUCAGUUCUGAUCCAGAUACUCUUAGGUUUUACACAGGUUUCCAGUCAUACAGUCUUUUCUUUUCCAUGUAUAAAGCUCUCGAACCAACAGCCACAAGGAUGAUUACCUGGGCACAAAUGCAGAGGGGAAGGGAUGUAACUGCUGAUAUGAGGGAUAUUAUGAAGCAUGGAAGUUUGUCUUGCAUUGAUCAGUCUUUUGUUCCUAUGUUACUGCAAGUGCGGUCUGUUUGA
Messenger RNA from Branchiostoma belcheri (Belcher's lancelet), 845 nucleotides. RefSeq names its product THAP domain-containing protein 1-like. The record is from RefSeq and is a predicted model, not a curated record. The transcript is spliced from 3 exons. Gene Ontology annotation, molecular function: sequence-specific DNA binding. Bases 57 to 845 code for a protein of 262 amino acids. NCBI's taxonomy places the organism in Eukaryota, Metazoa, Chordata, Leptocardii, Amphioxiformes, Branchiostomatidae.